ACCAAUAGGAAGCCGCGAAAAAGCUCGGAGUAAACUCGUCUCCUAUUUCGACGAGUUACUAACGUUUGCGCAUAGUCCCCCAAUUUCAAAAUGGACCCCGCCGCCGGAUUGAACAUGAAUCAAAUUGGCAGAGCAGAUGUUAAUUUAAACGGGUUAAUUAAUAGUAUAUUCGGACGAAUAAAGAUUAUUUAUACAGCAGUGCAUUAAGUGAGUCUUGCGAAAUUGUUCAGCAUGUGAAAUAAUAAUUGAUUUGUUUGUAGGAAUCGUUUGAAAAUCAACGGUAUGGCACUGCGAGUAUAUCACGUUAUUUUGCGAAUGCUCAACCUCUACUCUAACGAUUGUAUGACAGCUCCCAGAAGUUUACACCAGAUGAGAUUUCUAUGCGUGCUGACACUCAAUUAUACAAUUAGUAAAGUGAAUACUACUGGAAGUAAAUGUCACCAUUUCGGAGUAGAAGAAUCAAAGUGCUACCUCAAGAGCAGAGGGGCUAGACUGACAGCUAGAAUAUGGGAUUCAAUCUAGAGAAAAGUCCGAUCAUACUUGGUCGAACUGUAUUUGUCCCAGGGGAGAAUGCAAAGCUGAAACGACAGAGUGCUUGCGGUAUAUGUCAGAUGUUAUUAUUACACCCCUGUGUACCUUGGCGGAAAGUCACUGCCAGUGUGUCGCUGGGCAAGGUCCAGCUGCCCACCGCAAACAUGUUGUUGCUCUGCUUCUGGAAACGACACAGAGAGUUGAAGAAAGAGAAAUCAUACUUCCUAGUACAUGUAUCAUUUCAAGAACUGCAGUCAUUUCACAACCCAUGGAUAUGAAAUGCAAAUCAGCUGGAGACUUGGAGUCCUAUACAAAAAGAAUCGUAACCACAGGAUCCGAGAUGCGUACAUCAACUUUCGUAGAUUUCAUUACAGCUGUAUGCCUUCCAAGCAUACUAUUAUGUCGGUCUUCACAUUCGGCAUAUGAAGCUCAAGUGCCCGUCAAAAUGUCCUUGAUUUUUCAUUGUUUCGAACGAUUAUUCGUUGAUAACUCGAUCAUUUUCAUAGAUGGAAUUAUUUUUC
This is a messenger RNA of Athalia rosae (coleseed sawfly), 1052 nucleotides long. RefSeq lists its product as uncharacterized. The record is from RefSeq and is a predicted model, not a curated record. The coding region runs from base 507 to 809 and encodes 100 amino acids. Lineage: Eukaryota; Metazoa; Arthropoda; Insecta; Hymenoptera; Athaliidae. The transcript is spliced from 4 exons.